Messenger RNA from Capsella rubella, 1004 nucleotides. RefSeq names its product macro domain-containing protein VPA0103. NCBI's taxonomy places the organism in Eukaryota, Viridiplantae, Streptophyta, Magnoliopsida, Brassicales, Brassicaceae. Bases 19 to 768 code for a protein of 249 amino acids. The transcript is spliced from 7 exons. The record is from RefSeq and is a predicted model, not a curated record.
UAGAAGGCGACGACUCAAAUGAGACGACUAUGGUUGACCUGUGGAGUGGGAAGCUCGAGUCUCCCUAGAUUACUACUACACUCGAGCUCGAUCCUAACAACUGCGAGAGCGUCUCUGAUCUCCACCACCUCCUUCGCCCUCAAUACGUCCCACACGAGGACCUCUCGCUUAGCAACUGUAUCAUCCAUGGCUUCUGGAGACGAAUUAGCUGUUUUCAAUUUGUCUGAUUCUAGCCUUCUUAAGAUCCUUAAAGGUGAUAUCACCAAGUGGUCCGUCGAUGGCUCCUCCGAUGCUAUUGUCACUCCAGCAAAUGAGCGUAUGUUAGGUGGUGGUGGUGCUGAUGGAGCAAUACAUAGAGCUGCCGGGCCACAACUCAGAGCAGCAUGCUAUGAGGUUCCUGAAGUUCGUCCCGGAGUCCGUUGUCCAACCGGAGAAGCAAGGAUUACUCCGGGUUUUAACCUGCCUGCAUCGCGUGUGAUUCACACCGUUGGACCGAUCUAUGACUCGGAUAUCAACCCUAAAGAGUCCCUCACAAAUUCUUACAAAUAUAGUCUGAGAGUGGCAAAGGAAAACAACAUCAAAUACAUUGCAUUCCCUGCCAUAUCUUGUGGGAUUUACGGAUAUCCUUUUGAUGAAGCUGCUACUGUUAGUAUAUCAACCAUUAAACAGUUCUCUAAUGACCUUAAAGAGGUGCAUUUUGUUUUGUUCGCGGACGAUCUAUUCAGCUUGUGGGUAACCAAAGCAAAGGAGAUGCUACAAAAAGCCUAAGAUUCCAUCAGCGGCGUAAAAUACACCACAACUAAUCCCUAAACCUUCACACAAACAAAGCGUUUGCUACUUUGUGUAAUGUUAUGAGCGCCUUGUGAUUUGUUUGUUGUGGUUAGAUUUCGUAAUAAAGAGAUUUCUGUUUCUACAUUUUUUCCUAAUUGUUUUUGCAAUAACACUGUUAGAUUACGUAAGAAAAGGAAAUUAAUGAUGAUAUGACAAAACGAGCGUUCAGAUGA